GUCACCACCGGCCGAGGCUCAGAUCCAGCGCAGGAGGAUCCAGAAGUGGAGGAGACUGCGGCAGAUUCCCUGCCCAGCAAGGAAAGUGUUCCUGUUGGCAAAGCCCGAAGACGUAAGAAGCAAGGUGGUGGCACCAAGCAGUUGAAAUACUUGUGGCAAGAUCCUGAAAACCAGGAGCUUCUUCAAGCUUUGAAGAUCGAAGACCAAGAAAAGCGAAAGCGGCAUGCUGGUACAACGCAGAUGGAGAAACAUGGUGUAACUCUGCGAAGUGACGCCGCUCAGGCGCAUGAUCGCACCGGACAUGCAGCAGACUUCUUGCAGAAGGAGCUGUUUGGCAACCGAAAGCGCAAGCGGAGCGUGGCAGAUCGCUACGACCGCAAUGUGCUCGCUGGAUGCA
Molecule: messenger RNA, 397 nt
Organism: Symbiodinium necroappetens
Lineage: Eukaryota; Dinophyceae; Suessiales; Symbiodiniaceae
Source: the annotation of a GenBank genome assembly